Messenger RNA from Aspergillus melleus, 831 nucleotides. RefSeq lists its product as uncharacterized. Gene Ontology annotation, biological process: transmembrane transport. Gene Ontology annotation, cellular component: membrane. Gene Ontology annotation, molecular function: transmembrane transporter activity. Bases 1 to 831 code for a protein of 276 amino acids. The transcript is spliced from 4 exons. NCBI's taxonomy places the organism in Eukaryota, Fungi, Ascomycota, Eurotiomycetes, Eurotiales, Aspergillaceae. The record is from RefSeq and is a predicted model, not a curated record.
AUGAUCCAGGUCCCUAGCGCAACAGCCGAACACGCGUCCGAUGGCAUCGCAGCCGAGAAGGAUGAGGCGCUGGAGGUGGUGAGCGACGAGGCGCGGGAAAUUGAUCCGGCUGUAGAAAAGCGUGUGCUGCGCAAGAUUGAUUUGUUCUUUAUGCCGGCGAUGUUGAUCGGGUAUGGAUUUGUAUACUGGGAUAAGGCUAUUCUGGGAAGUGCAUCUUUAUUCGGGAUGACGACCGAUCUGGCCCUGAUAGUGGUGGAUAACUCCACCUCGCCGCCUUCCAAAGAUACAUCGCGUCUCAGCUGGGCAACCUCGAUCUUUUACUUCGGUAUGCUAGCGGGUCUGUACCCGAUGACGUUCAUUCUCCAGCGAUUCCAAAUCCGAUAUGUCUUCGGACCGAUUGUUAUGCUGUGGGCCAUCACAUGUGCGGCUACUGCAGGCGUGACAACCUGGCAGGGCCUGUUUGUUCAGCGGUUUUUCCUCGGAUUCGUUGAAAGCGUCGUGCCAACUGGUUUCAUGACCAUCGUCAGCGGGUACUAUACCCAGCAAGAGCAAGCCAUGCGUCAGGCGUGGUGGUUCUCCGGCACCGGAUGGUUCACCAUCAUUGGAGGAGCGCUGAACUACGCAUUCGGGCAGAUCACCUCGGGCUCGUUGACGCGAUGGCAAUACAUUUACAUUUUUGCGGGAGCCUUGACCUUCCUCUUCGGUCUUUGGUGCUGCAUGAUGCCCAACUCGCCCGUUUCCGCCUGGUUCUUGACCCCAGAAGAGCGCGUGGUAGCCGUCGAACGACUCCGAAAGGGCCAAACAGGAGUCCGCUGCCAGCAGAUCAAAUAG